Messenger RNA from Manis pentadactyla (Chinese pangolin), 3990 nucleotides. It is a transcript of the gene ZNRF3, whose product is annotated as zinc and ring finger 3. Gene Ontology annotation, biological process: negative regulation of canonical Wnt signaling pathway; ubiquitin-dependent protein catabolic process; Wnt receptor catabolic process. The transcript is spliced from 12 exons. The coding region runs from base 975 to 3659 and encodes 894 amino acids. Gene Ontology annotation, molecular function: frizzled binding; ubiquitin protein ligase activity. Lineage: Eukaryota; Metazoa; Chordata; Mammalia; Pholidota; Manidae. The record is from RefSeq and is a predicted model, not a curated record.
GGGCGGGGGCGCGAGGGCCUGUGAGGAAGGGUCCGGAGCUGGCGGAGUUCCUUCAGCCAACGGUUUUUCCCGCCUAGGCUAACGCAUUUUUACCCGAAAUGACAGAACUUAAUUCCAAACGGAGAUUUCCAGACUGGCGACAUUUUACUGAGACUAACAGAUUUUUACCUCUGCCUGACAAGAUUUCACCUCAUACGUCGGGCCCCGAGUGGAGCGGAGGGUAGAGAGAGCCCUCGAAUCGGGCUUUGGGUUUAAAAAAGGCCUGCAAGGAAAUUUCACGAAAGAACAGUCUGGGUGUAGCCAGUAGUGAGAGCCUAAUAAACAUAGGUGGUGGUAUCUCCGAGUGGGAGGAGGGAUUUGAUUUUUCUCUGCAUUUCUAAACUUUGUACUUUAAGCGGUUUUUUUCUUUGAUUUGGUGUUUUUUACAUGAGAAAAUAAAAUUUCCCAUGCCAAGAUGAAGGUCCCGGGUGUGCCCUCAGCCCCUCCCGCGGGCGGUUCGAGGCCCCUGCCUGGCCGUUGAGGCGCCGUGCACGAAUGGAAGGCCUCUGGAUAGCCCGUAAGGAGCCGUGUAGACACGAAUAUUAAAAAGGAGAAAUCCGAGAAAACACCCCACACCGGCAUGUUUACUUUUUUUUAAGCAAAUUACAAAAUAGAACUACCGAUUAGUAUUUUCUUUAACAACUGUUUACUGCUUCCUCUGCUCAGGCCUCUUCUACGUCCUUGGGAUGCAAAGAGUAGUAAAACUCGCUGCUGGUGGUUGGAAGAUAGGCGAAAUGUGAAAAGAUAGAACGGUUUUAGGUUGGCAAAGUGAUGACCAUGACUAUUCAUUUAAACUGAGCCGGCCCACCCACUGCUUCGUGAAUUGGAAAACAGCCAGGAAGUUCGACAGGUCUCAGAAGGCUAAGCAGAAUAAUGGAGGGUCCAAGUCUAAAACAUGUCUAAGGAUAAAGUUUGAUCACUGACAGAAAGCAGGGAUGGAAUCCACAAAGCAGGAAAAUGUCAUAGCAGUGGACACCAGGGAAGAUGCCCAGAGCAAGGGGAAAAGUAAGUGCAGAAGUACAGCCACUCUCACAGCUGUUCUCGGGAAGGGACUGUCAGCUUCUGGGGACCUGGUGGCGUGGCUCCCGAGAGCCUUGAGGUUGCAGCUGACCAAGAUGCACCCACUGGGCCUGUGUAAUAACAAUGAUGAAGAAGACUUGUAUGAAUAUGGCUGGGUAGGAGUGGUGAAGCUGGAACAGCCAGAAUUGGACCCAAAACCAUGCCUCACUGUCCUGGGCAAGGCCAAGCGAGCUGUGCAGCGGGGAGCCACUGCAGUCAUCUUUGAUGUGUCUGAGAACCCAGAAGCUAUCGACCAGCUAAACCAGGGCUCGGAAGACCCGCUCAAGAGGCCGGUGGUGUAUGUGAAGGGUGCAGAUGCCGUCAAGCUGAUGAACAUCGUCAACAAGCAGAAAGUGGCUCGAGCACGGAUUCAGCACCGCCCACCUAGACAACCCACUGAAUACUUCGACAUGGGGAUUUUCCUGGCUUUCUUUGUCGUGGUCUCCCUGGUCUGCCUCAUCCUCCUUGUCAAAAUCAAGCUGAAGCAGCGACGCAGUCAGAAUUCCUUGAACAGGCUGGCCGUGCAGGCUCUGGAGAAGAUGGAAACCAGAAAGUUCAACUCCAAGAGCAAGGGGCACCGGGAGGGGAGCUGUGGAGCCCUGGACACACUCAGCAGCAGCUCCACGUCUGACUGCGCCAUCUGCCUUGAGAAGUACAUCGACGGAGAGGAGCUGCGGGUCAUCCCCUGUACCCACCGCUUUCACAGGAAGUGCGUGGACCCAUGGCUGCUGCAGCACCACACCUGCCCCCACUGUCGGCACAACAUCAUAGAACAAAAGGGAAACCCAAGCACCGUGUGCAUGGAGGCCGGCAACCUCCCGCGCAGCCGGCAGCAGAGGGUGAUCUUGCCAGUGCACUACCCCGGCCGCGUGCACAGGACCAACGCCAUCCCAGCCUACCCCACGAGGACAAGCAUGGACUCCCACGGGAACCCCGUCACCCUGCUGACCAUGGACCGGCACGGGGAGCAGAGCCUCUAUUCGCCACAGACCCCUACCUACAUCCGCGGCUACCCACCCCUCCACCUGGACCACACCCUGGGCCCUCACCGCUGCGGCCUGGAGCACCGCGCCUACUCACCAGCCCACCCCUUCCGCAGGCCCAAGUUCAGCAGCCGCAGCUUCUCCAAGGCAGCUUGCUUCUCCCAGUAUGAGACCGUGUACCAGCACUACUACUUCCAGGGCCUCAGCUACCCCGAGCAGGAGGGCCCGGCGCCACCCAGCCUCGCGCCCCGGGGCCCGGCCCGCGCCUUCCCCCACAGUGGCAGCGGCAGCCUGCUCUUCCCCGUGGUGCCCAUGGCCCCGCCCUCCCACCUGGAGAGCGGCAGCGCGUCCAGCUUCAGCUGCUACCACGGCCACCGCUCGGUGUGCAGCGGCUACCUGGCCGACUGCCCAGGCAGCGACAGCAGCAGCUCCGGCCAGUGCCGCUGCUCCUCCAGCGACUCCGUGGUGGACUGCACGGAGGUCAGCAACCAGGGAGUGUACGGCAGCUGCUCCACCUUCCGCAGCUCCCUCAGCAGCGACUACGACCCCUUCAUCUACCGCAGCCGGAGCCCCUGCCGCACCGGUGACAUGGGGGGCUCGGGCCGGGGGCCUGUCGUGUGCCUCGAGGGCGCCUCCCCGCCCGAGGAGCUCCCGGAGACCCACGGCCAAGGCGCCGGGCCGGGAGAGCCGUGGUCCGGCCCUGCCUGCCCCUCGGGGGACCAGCUGUCCGCCUGCAGCCUGGAGAUGAACUACAGCAGCAGCUCCUCCCUGGAGCACAGGGGGCCCAGUAGCUCUACCUCAGAAGUGGGGCCUGAGGCUUCUCCGAGGGCCGCCCUGGACCUCAGGAGGACCUGGAGGGGCGGCCGCGAGGGGCUGCCGUGUACCUUCUGCUGCGAGCCUCCGCCCUCUGCACCGGAGCCCGGUGUGGGGGCCGCGGGGGGCAGCACCUUGUUCCCGGGCGCCCCGCUCUGUGAGGGCUGCGGCCCCGCGGGCGGGGAGACACAGCCGGGGAGCUCCCAGGGCCUGUGCAGCCUUCACCCAGACCAUUUGCCCAGGACAGAUGGGGUGAAAUACGAGGACCUGCCCUGCUGCUUCUAUGAAGAAAAGCAGGUGGUCCGCAGCGGCGGUGGGGGCAGCGGCCGCUUCACCGAAGACUGUUCUGUGAGUGUGCAGUACACGCUCUCCCAGGAGCCCCUGCCCAGCUGCCCCCCAGGGCUCAGGGACCUGAGCCACCGCAUCCCCAUCAUUCCUGAGGAUGUGGACUGUGACGUGGGCCUGCCCUCGGACUGCCAGGGGACCCAUGGCCUCAGCCCUUGGGCUGGGACAUCGGGACCAGAUGCCCUGCGGCCCCAUAGGGGCCUGGGGGUGGCCCAGAAAGAAGAGCAGGUUCUGUGCUGCCAGGCCAUGAUGCCACUGCCACCUGGCUGCCCUCUAGAGGAGGUGGGGGCUGCCAGGGCCAGCUUCCCCAGUGGCCCCCAGGACACUCAGGAGUCCAGCGUCAGAGCCACCGAGGCUACAGGGCAGAGAUCUCGCCCCGCGGACGGCGGCCCGAGAGCCUGCGCUCAGAAGGAACUCUGAUGUGGACAUGAGGACUGUACGGAGACUCCAAACUCUUCCUUCAAAAAAAAAUUUUUUUUAGCUUUGACAAACACUCUAAGUGGUAAUAAAGAGAGCCCUCCUCAACCCAAAAUGUGAGCCACCUGUGGCAACCUGCCCUCCCCCUCCAUUAACAAACCAACAGACAAAAUUCUGUGAGUCUUUUGCCUCUUUUGAUAACAUGUUACUCUGUUUAGUAAGGUGUGUGUGCUUGGGGUUCCGAGGUGUGUGGGAUUGAGUUCUCUGCUUUGUUUUUUAAGAUAUUAUAUGAAAUGUAAAAAGUUAUUUAAAUAUAUAUUUUAAAGAACCCUAA